AGUUUAUUUACCAUCGAAACGACAGUAUUAAUGCAAGGAACGGACGCUCGCUCCGAGGACUCUGAGGUGUCUUCCUUGUCAACACUUGUCAACUGUCAACAACGGCCAUUGUCGUCGCGAUGAGCGCGGCUGUCAAGAGUUGUUAUAUACGUAAACUGGAAAAAUCACCGUCGAAUGUUUAUUUGCCGGACCAGACGCCGAUUUUCGUAGGACGCUCGCCGGAAACCGACAUCACGGACACGAAAUGUUCCCGGCGACAAGUUCGUUUAUGUGCAAACUAUGCGGAAGCCAUUGUCACAGUUCAACAAGUUGGCGAGCACGCCUGUGGUUUCAAUGGUUUUAAAACUCAGAAGGAUGUAAGAUUUGUAGCAAGGCACAACGAUCGUUUGGAGCUGUUGUACGGCAAGUAUGCCUACGAGAUUGAAUUCAAUCCACCGCCAUGUGCAAAGAAUUUUGUAUUGAAAAAAAGGUCUUAUGAGCUAGAAACAGAUGAUACUGAAAAUAGAACAAAAAUGUUAAAGCUGAAUAAUUACUCUGAUGAAGAAUUGAGAAAUGAUAGAGAAGAAGAAGAAAAAUCGACUUCAAAUGAUGUUUGUUUCAACCAGAAAGCAUUCACUGCUGGAUCUAGCACACUCUCCGAAAAAAGCAAUAAUGAUUCAAGUGCAUCUGCAAAGUGGGAUAGUAUUGACAAUGGAAAUUUAUUAAUUUAUACACCAUUUGUUCAACAUCGAUCAAAAAUAGCUGCGUAUGAUAUGGAUGGUACUUUAAUAAAGACCAAAUCUGGCUUGGUGUUUCCAAAGGACUGUAACGAUUGGCAACUGCUAUAUCCUGAUGUACCUGGUAAAUUGAAGCAGCUUCAUACGAAUGGAUACAAAAUAAUAAUCUUCACAAACCAAGCUGGGCUUAGCACUGGUAAAUUUAAGAUCAGCGAUUUCAAGCUCAAAAUUGAAAAUAUCGUACGGAAAAUGAAUGUUCCCAUUCAGGUUUUUAUUGCCGUGGGAAAAAGUAUUUAUAGAAAACCAAGAAUCGGUAUGUGGGAAUUGUUGGAAAAAGAGAAUGGAAAUAUUACGAUUGACAAAGCUAACUCAUUCUACGUCGGCGACGCCGCUGGUCGGCCAAAGAAUUGGGCUCCGGGAAAGAAGAAAGAUCAUUCAAGCGCGGAUCGAUUAAUGGCAUUGAAUUUGGGUAUCAAAUUCGAAACACCAGAGGAACACUUUCUGAAGCAUAAAACGCCGCCUUACGAAUUGCCCAAAUUCAACCCGAAAAAUUUUUCGCAAACUGACGAUCUGUACAAACCCGUAAACGCGAAAUUAACGCUACAACAGCAAGAGAUGAUACUUAUGGUCGGCAGUCCAGGCUCUGGGAAAUCGCAUUUUGUAAAGAAUUACUUGAAGGAAUAUGAACAUGUCAAUAGAGAUACUUUAGGCAGCUGGCAGAAGUGCAUAGCUGCAGUCGAGCAAUAUUUAAAUCAAGGAAAAAGCGUAGUUAUAGACAAUACUAAUCCUGAUCCUGCCUCAAGACGAAGGUAUACAGAGAUAUCAAAGAAACGAAACGUUCUCAUUAGAUGUUUUAUUAUGACGACAAGUAUAGAGCACGCAAAGCAUAAUAAUAAGUUUCGCGAGUUGACUGAUCCAAGCCACAUUCCGGUCAACGAAAUCAUAAUAAAUUCUUACAUGAAAAAUUAUGUGCCACCAACUUUGGAAGAAGGCUUCAAGGAAAUAGUAGAAAUCAAUUUUAUUCCAAGUUUUCGUAAUGAGCAGGAUCGAAAGCUCUACGAAAUGUACUUACUUGAAAAUUGAAUUAGAUGAUUUGAAUUCUUGCUUAUACCUAAACAAAUAGUUAAUUAUGCAUAAUGUAAAUUGAAAUUUGUCGCUUAUCACGCACUUAUUUUUAAUAUAAUAACACCAGCAAUCAUUGCGAUCUAUUUACGAGUCAUGAUCCUUUCAAAUAAUUAAAAUUUCACUGUAGAAUGUCGGAAUUUUACAUUAAACUGUUAACAAAAAUUUUAAUCAUA
Molecule: messenger RNA, 2014 nt
Organism: Formica exsecta
Lineage: Eukaryota; Metazoa; Arthropoda; Insecta; Hymenoptera; Formicidae
Gene: PNKP
Exons: 8
Coding region: 120-1799 (559 amino acids)
Biological process (GO): DNA repair
Molecular function (GO): double-stranded DNA binding; protein binding; ATP-dependent polydeoxyribonucleotide 5'-hydroxyl-kinase activity
Source: RefSeq, a predicted model, not a curated record